Molecule: messenger RNA, 342 nt
Organism: Dibothriocephalus latus
Lineage: Eukaryota; Metazoa; Platyhelminthes; Cestoda; Diphyllobothriidea; Diphyllobothriidae
Source: the annotation of a GenBank genome assembly
AUGAUUCUCCUUACUUUCCAGCUGCCUACUGGCUGGGAAAUGAAAGAAUCAGACUUGCCACAUCUGCAAUACCCUGGUCUGAACCAUAUUGAUUAUGAUUCACAGAAGCAGACGCUGUUUGCCCUACUUGAUCAAUUCACAGAGGCGGAAGCGGAGAACUUUGGUGGACGUGAUAACCUAGUGCGAUGCAUCAGCCCUACACUUAACCAAACAAUGUCUUUCGAGCACCUGAAGCCGGCUCUGAUAGGUGUACAAGAAUACGGCCCUCCAAAGCAAAAGACUGAAUAUUCUUUCUUGCUAAAUAACUGCAAAGGCUACUGGAACUCCCGAUUUUCUGCAUAA